AUGUUUCCCCGCAACACCGCCAGCCCGCUGCUGCCGGCGAAGCGGAAGGCUCCGCCGGAAGACCGGCAGCAGCAGCAGCAUCAGCAGCAACAGCAGCAGCAGCAGCAGCAGCAGCAGCAGCAAGCCUUGUCUGUUGCUCCUCUGGAGUCUCAUCAUCUAUACAGACAGCUAUUCACGCAGCAGCAGCAGCAGCAGCAACUGCUGCUGCAGCACCGCUCUGACCUGCAGAUUGUACAGAGCCUACUGGAGCUGUGGCAGCAGUAUGCUUUGUCUGUCUGCGGCAUCGAGGCCUCAGCAGCAGCCAGCAGCAGCAGCAGCAGCAGCAGCAGCAGCAGCAGCAGCGGCAGCAGCAGCGGGAAGAGCAGGAAGCAGAAGGGGGGGCCCCCAGGGGGCCCCCAGGGGCCCCCUGGGGGGCCCCCUGGGGGGCCCCCCAAGAUGUCUGCGUUCAGCCGCUGCGCUGCUGCAGCACAGAUGGACCUGCAUGGGGCCUGGGUGUCUAUACACCGCAGCAAGAGCGCGUCUCUGUGCGGCAUCUCGGGGCUUGUUGUCCUCGAUACGCAGCAGGGGAUGCCUCCAACUUCACUGCCUUUGGGGGGCGGAGUCCGCUGGCGGCUGCUGCAGACCCUGGACCCUGCUGCUGCUCGUCAGCUGCAGCAGCAGCAGCAGCAGCAGCAGCAGCAGGAACAGGAGCAGCAGCAGCAGCAGCAGCAGCAGCAAGGGCCUGGCCGACCCCGUGACCCUUAUAGGCUGCUCCCUGUGCCCACAACACCCAGCAGCAGCAGCAGCAGCAGCAGCAGCAGCGACAGCAGCGCCAGCAUCUAUGAGAGCAGCAGCAGCAGCAGCAGCAGCUACAGCAGCAGCAGCUACAGCAGCAGCAGCAGCUCCAGUAGUAGCAGCAGCAGUUCAAGCAGCUCAAGCCCCAGCAGAUGCGUGUACGACAGCAGCAGCAGCAGCAGCAGCAGCAGGACAGCAGCAGCAGCAGAACCAGCAGCAGCAGCAGCAGCAGCAGCAGCAGAGACAGAAUCCUUGUCAGUAGGCCCAUGGCGUUUCAAAAAGGAGACAGCAGCAGCAGUGCUGCAGCAGCUGCCGCUGCUGCAGCAGGCAGGUCUAGCUGGUCUUCUCUCUGAGGGUGUACAUACACCCGAAACCCUUUGCUGCUGUCCGCAUGCAAGUUGCUGCUUAGCUGCUUACUGUGGGGCCCCAGCAGCAGCAGCAGCAGCAGCAAGGGCCCUACAGACUCUAACACCUCCCCCUUCCUGGGGUGGCCCCCAGGGGGCCCCUGCUGUAGGGGGCCCCCAGCAGCGGGGGGCCCCCGCAGGGGGCCCCCAAGAGGAGGAGGGGGGGCCCCCUGACCCUGUGCUGCUGCUGUUUAGGGGGUUUUGCUGCUGCGUUUCUGAGGCCCUACCCCCCACACAUGAAUUAGGUGUAUCUGCAGCUCUGCUGUAUGAGCUGCUGACGGCGGGGGGCAGGGGGCCCCCCUGUCCCCCUGACCCCCAAGCAGCAGCAGCAGCAGCAGCAGCAGCAGCAGCAGCAGAUGCAGCAGCAGAUGCAGCAGCAGCAGCAGCAGCAGCACUGGAGACACGCGGCAGCAGACAGAACUGCAGCAAAACCUCUCCCUGCUGCUGCAGCGCGGCAGCAGCAAACAGAACUGCAGCAAAACCUCUCCCUGCUGCUGCAGCGCGGCAGCAGCAAACCCAGCAGCAGCAACAGCAGCAGCAGCAGCAGGAGGAGCAGGAGCGAGAGGGGGAGGAGGAAGAAGAAAAGAGAGAAGGAGAAGCAGCAGGUUUGCUGCUGCCUGCUGCUGAUGUCUCCUUGUCUGCUGCUGCUGCAGCAGCACGUGUUGCUGCUGCAGCAAUUGUUAGUGAGGUGCAGCAGCUAGAAGGUUUAAUGCAGGAGGAGACAGCAGCAAAGGAGACACCUGCUGCUGCUGCUGCUGCUGCUGCUGCUGCUGCUGCUGCUACCACAGCAGCAACAGAACUGCAGCAAAACCUCUCCCUGCUGCUGCAGCGCGGCAGCAGCAAACCACGCACAGCAGCGAAGCGUGCUGCAGCCUGCCGCGUGUUGCCGCCUGCAAAGGAGGGAAGGUCUCGUGCAGCAGCAGCAGCAGCAGCAGCAGCAGCAGAUCCUGCUGCUGCUGCUGCUGCUGCUGGCCUGACGCUACCGAAGUGGGGAAUGCUGCAGCAGCAGCAGCAGCAGGAGCAGCAGCAGCAGCAGCAGCAAGAGGAGGAGCCGCUGCCGUGGCUGCAUAGAAUAUGCUGGGAGAUAACGGGCGGUGCUGCUGCUCAGGCGAGGCUUGAGCAGCAGCAGCAGCAGCAGAAGCAGCAGCAGCGGCUGGCGCGGCGGCUGGAACCGCAGCAGCAGCAGCAGCAGCAGCAGCAACAGCAGCAGCAGCAGCAGCAGCAGGAUGUCCCUGAAGAGCUGCUACCCCUAUGCCGAGACACAGCAGAGCUGAUGGCUGCAGUGCUGAGCACAGUUGCUGCUGCACAUGAGCCUGGAGCAGCAGCAGCAGCAGCAGCAGCAGCAGCAGCAGCAGGAGGAGCAGCAGCAGCAGCAGGAGACACAGCAGCAGCAGCAGUUUCUGACAGUCUGCUGCAGCUGCUGGGGCCCUCCAGCGUAAGCGAAGUUCACAAAAUAGCAGCAAGAGGAGCAGCACUCGUUGAUGCAGCAGCAAGGCUGCAGGCAGCAGCAGACAACAAGCAGCAGCAGCAGCAGCAGCAGCAGCAGAAAAGGAGGGGACCCACACUUAUUGGAGCUUCGGUGAAGUUUGCUUCUAAUAAGAAAAAAGGCGAUGGGGCCUCGGGGCCCUCGGGGGCCCCCCGCAGCCUUUUGGGGGCCCUGGCGGAUGCUGGGUACAUGAAGCCCCCCAAACCCCCCAAAACAAGUAAACUCCUUGCUGCUGCUGCUGCUGCUGCUGCUGCAGUUGCUGCUGCUGCUGUUGCUGCACUUGCUGCUGCUGCUGCUGCUGCUGUUGUUGGACUUGCUGCUGCUGCUGCGAUUGCUGAUGCUGGUGCUGUUGCUCUUGCUCUUGCUGCUAUUGGUGCUGUUGCUGUUUCCACUGCCCUUGCUGCUGCUGCUGCUGCUGUUGCUGCUGCUGAGCAGCGCCAGCAGCAGCAGCAGCGGGCUGGGUCGCUUCUGCGUCGAGGGUUUUGUUUGACGAGAAUUGCGUGCUGUCUCCGCGGGAGCUUGUGGGGUGUCUCCCCGCGGGGUCUACAGUAA
Molecule: messenger RNA, 3216 nt
Organism: Eimeria mitis
Lineage: Eukaryota; Apicomplexa; Conoidasida; Eucoccidiorida; Eimeriidae
Exons: 11
Coding region: 1-3216 (1071 amino acids)
Source: RefSeq, a predicted model, not a curated record